Mizuhopecten yessoensis (Yesso scallop) is the source of this 1584-nucleotide messenger RNA. RefSeq names its product zinc transporter ZIP10-like. The record is from RefSeq and is a predicted model, not a curated record. Gene Ontology annotation, cellular component: membrane. Gene Ontology annotation, molecular function: zinc ion transmembrane transporter activity. The transcript has 6 exons. Gene Ontology annotation, biological process: zinc ion import across plasma membrane; intracellular zinc ion homeostasis. The coding region runs from base 1 to 1170 and encodes 389 amino acids. Lineage: Eukaryota; Metazoa; Mollusca; Bivalvia; Pectinida; Pectinidae.
AUGACCCCAAUUUUGGUGUGGGGAUAUUCAACCAUUGCUGUUGUGGUCAUCAGUUUGGUUGGGCUUCUUGGUGUAGCCAUUGUCCCUAUCAUGCAGAAAGUCUUUUACAACCACCUGCUCCUGUUCCUAGUGGCUCUGGCUGUGGGGGCCCUAGCAGGGGACGCCUUAUUACAUCUCCUACCACAUGUAAGUAAUAAUAUAAAUAUAAGUGGUCAGGGGGUCGGCGGGUUUCUCCUCGUCUGGCACCAUUUCCCAUCGUAUUUUCCAUCUGGCUCCUUCCCUCUGGUAGGCUUGGCGUCCAAAGCCAAGGUGUUCUUCGUAGGUUACAAAGAUAAACUCAGCCAUGAUAUCGUCCAAGUUCCUCAGAAAAAUGGGUAUCAGAUAUUGAGCUUUGAACCUUUUCUGUGGAACAAGGAGUCUAGUCUCGAGCUCACUAAGGAAGUGGUCAUUGAAGGGGUAGUAGAGAGCUCUCCUCCAAUACUGGGGUUGAAAAUAUGUUUUAUUCUGUUUUUAGCCCUCACCAACUUCGCAGAGUCAUCCCAUAAGAAUUGUUCACGUGACCAUGAGGACCACAAUGACAAGGACAAACAGUUUGACAUGGUUGAUCAGGAGAACCCCAGUUCCGUGCUCAGCCAUUCCCAUCAUCAUCAUGGACACUCCCACAUACUGCCAACUUCUGUGGCGUCCAUUGCAUGGAUGAUCAUUCUUGGAGAUGGAAUCCACAAAGUCUGUGACGGGUUGGCGAUUGGCGCAGCCUUCUCAAACUCCAUAACUGGUGGCUUCACUACAUCUGUGGCCGUUUUCUGCCAUGAGCUACCUCAUGAAAUUGGUGAUUUUGCUGUGUUGCUGAGGGCAGGAAUGACGGUAAAACAGGCAGUCAUGUAUAACUGUGUGUCCUCCAUCCUCGCAUUCGUUGGCAUGAUAAUUGGUGUUGCUAUUGGAAAUUUCGGGGACUCCAUUACCUGGGUGUACGUGUCGGUGGCGGGCAUGUUCCUGUACAUAGCACUCGUUGAUAUGUUGCCGGAGUUAACCGCCAUGGACACGCGUCAAGGUGAACAUCCAUUUUCCCACCUUCUCAUCCAGUUAAGCGGCAUGAUCCUAGGGUCAACCAUUAUGCUUAUCAUCGCUCUGUAUGAAAAAAACUUGAUGCACAUCUUGGAACCAGUGUAAUUUCUGAAGCCGCUAGCACAAUGUUCGUGGAGAAGUGACCAAGUGAGGAACUGUUAUGGAUCUGGUAUAACUGGGAAACAGCCAGCACAGGGAUCAUGAAACCUGAAAGAAAAAGUCAAGAUCUUUCAUCUUACACAUUCCUACUAAAAUAUUAUACAUAUUGAUACCUUGUGUCAAAGGUUUGCAGUCAGCAACAUCUAAAUGCAAACAAAAUCUGAAAUCUGUUUAAAAUGUUUGUCAAGGGAGAUAACUCAGUUAUAAAACCGUUUGAUAGGUGGAAUGAUCAACAUUGAAAUAACAUGUUACUUCUAAACCCUAUAAUCGGAUGCUGUCCUUUUGACCUUUGAUUUAUAUAAAGAUUUUUAGGUCACCUGAGCUUUGCUCAAGUGACCCAUUCUAAUAGCUUUCCGUCCG